UUAUAACAUCUUCCUCUUCUUCCAAAAGUUAUUUUUUCUUAAACAUAUUAAAAUAAAAAAAGCCAUAUCAAAUGAUCUCCAAAAGCUGAUUAGCUCUCUUUAUCCCUCUCUUCUUCGUUUCCAGUUUUAUUCUCAAUUCUAAACUCUUGUUUUGAGCUCUAACCUAAACCCUAAUUCCUUGUUCAAGAUUAUCUUGAAAAAGAAGAGAAGCCAAUAGAUGCUUGAAGUUGGAGCAAUGGAAAUGACUCCCAAAUCUCCUGAACCCGAAUCCGAAACUCCAACCCGGAUCCAACCAGCCAAACCAAUCUCCUUCAGCAACGGAAUCAUCAAACGCCACCACCACCACCACCCAAUCACCGUCACCUACAAAGAAUGCCUCAAGAACCACGCGGCUGCGAUUGGCGGUCACGCGCUCGACGGUUGCGGCGAGUUCAUGCCUUCUCCUACCUCCACACCUUCCGAUCCAACUUCCCUCAAGUGUGCCGCCUGCGGUUGCCACCGUAACUUCCACCGCCGUGACCCUGACGACUCCUCACUCACUUCCGCCGUACCUCCACCGUCUCUCCCUCCGUCUUCCACCACCGCUGCCAUCGAGUACCAGCCUCACCACCGUCACCACCCUCCUCCACCAGCUCCUCAUCCUCUCCCUCGCAGCCCUACUUCCUCCUCUCCGCCACCUAUCUCCUCCUCUUACAUGCUCCUAGCUCUCUCCGGUAAUAACAAACCCGGAGGAAACAGCUUACCGUUCUCAGAUCUCAACUUCGCAGCAAACAAUCUCCCCUCUCACCACCACCACCAGAACCAUACUCCUGGCUCCCGGAAGCGGUUCAGGACGAAGUUCAGCCAGAACCAGAAAGACAAGAUGCACGAGUUCGCAGAUAAGAUCGGGUGGAAGAUUCAGAAACGUGACGAGGAAGAGGUGCGCGAGUUCUGCCGCGAGGUCGGUGUUGAUAAAGGCGUGCUCAAGGUCUGGAUGCACAAUAACAAAAACACCUUCAACAACCGCCGUGACCAGCCCUUCUCCGGCGACACCACCACCGUCCAGAGCAUCGACAACGUUGUCGUAGCCGUUAGCGAUAACAAGAAUAAUAAUAUUAAUAAUACUAACGCAGACAGCGUUGGCGUUCACGGUGGAAACGGUUUAGAACACCGCGGCGGUGACGGGAGGUUUGAGAGUGAUAGCGGCGGAGCUGCGGCUAAUGGAUCGUCGUCUACGUCGUGAAGGAGAGAGGGAACUGUUGUUGUUUUUGCAGGGAAAGAGGAAUAAAGAAGCUUAAGCUUUUGUUUAGCUUAGAUCAUAGAGUAAGCACUGCUAUUAUCAUCGUUAAUACGUUUAUUAUAAUUAAUUAAACUCGUUUUUUUAGAUCUUUUUCUUCUUUUUGUUUUUUUUACUACUAUUAGUUUGUUUUCCGACAUUACCAUGAACUUGUCUUAAGGAGGUAAUAAUAUAACACGUUCAGAUGUUCAUAUAAUCUUUC
Eruca vesicaria subsp. sativa (arugula) is the source of this 1478-nucleotide messenger RNA. Lineage: Eukaryota; Viridiplantae; Streptophyta; Magnoliopsida; Brassicales; Brassicaceae. The record is from the annotation of a GenBank genome assembly.